AAUGAUCGAGGUUGUUUGCAGUGACCGUCUGGGGAAGAAAGUCCGUGUGAAGUGCAACACCGAUGACACCAUUGGGGACCUUAAGAAACUCAUCGCGGCUCAAACUGGCACCCGUUGGAACAAAAUUGUCCUUAAAAAGUGGUACAUGAUUUUUAAGGACAACGUGUCACUGGAAGACUAUGAAAUUCAUGAUGGGAUGAACCUGGAGCUUUAUUACCAAUAGAGCAGAAUUCUUUCUCCUGCCCUGCUCCCCACCCCCAGUCACACUGGUAUGGAUGCUUUAACAGUGCACAUGAAUAAAAACUU
Molecule: messenger RNA, 306 nt
Organism: Jaculus jaculus (lesser Egyptian jerboa)
Lineage: Eukaryota; Metazoa; Chordata; Mammalia; Rodentia; Dipodidae
Product: ubiquitin-like protein 5
Exons: 1
Coding region: 2-223 (73 amino acids)
Biological process (GO): mRNA splicing, via spliceosome; protein modification process
Cellular component (GO): cytoplasm; nucleus
Molecular function (GO): protein binding; protein tag activity
Source: RefSeq, a predicted model, not a curated record